Molecule: messenger RNA, 2468 nt
Organism: Serinus canaria (Common canary)
Lineage: Eukaryota; Metazoa; Chordata; Aves; Passeriformes; Fringillidae
Gene: PP2D1
Product: protein phosphatase 2C like domain containing 1
Source: RefSeq, a predicted model, not a curated record
UUCCUUGUGGAUAAUUCCACUCCCACACCAUUUUGUGAUAUUGCCAAUAUCAACAAUCCUGAUACUUCUAAGAAAGUAAAUAAUUCUUUAAUAAAAGCAUUACUGAUUUGCUAAGAUAAAAAUUCCACUUGGCAGAGAGACAUGGAAGACAGGUUUAUUGUGCUGGACAACCAUGAAGGUAGGUCAGCUACAUGCUUUCUGGAGAUUCUUGAUGGCUGUCACAGUGUGACAGCUACAGAAACAAUUGUAGCAAAGCUUCCACUUCUAUUUCUUGAACAGCUUUCUCACACGGAUUCCUCCCACAAAAUAAGUGACAAAGAGCAAAUUCUAGAAUUUUUUGCCAGAGUAAUCAAGGCAGAUUACAGAGAAAAAGAGAAGAACCAGAUAAUGAAGAGACCACAAGCCCAGUCUAUUAGGAAAGUGUAUGCUAAGUCCUUUUGGAGAACCAGAUUUUUACAGCUGGGACCAAAUGAGGUUUCCAAAGUUCACUGGAGUGGCUCUUCAGUGGGAAAAAGAAUUCCUAGUGAAGAGAUGGAUGGCACUGGGGAAGAAAGAAAACAUCCUCAUCCUGAAAACAACACAUACCACCCAUUAGCCAGGACAGCAAAAGGUGUUCCUGGGCUACUGCACCUUGCUAUUAUAGGCAAGUACAUUCCACACCAGGAUUUUUUUAAUGGUGUAAACAUCAGCACUAAUAAACGGUUUGUAGAGGGAUACCUGAGAACUAUAAGGGCUCUUGGACAUCACAGAGCUCCAGUAAAAAGAACAUCUGUUAUACCUGUACCUCAUACUGCAUUUGUCCCUAUCAAUGUUAUUUGCCAGUUUCUUAUUUUGGCUUCUAGCGGGCUUUGAGGGGUGGUUUUGGACUACCUGAAGUACUUGCACCAACUCUUAACAUUCACUCAUGAUUUGAGAAUGCAUGAACGCUGUUCAACAAAACAGGACAUCGUGUGUCAGCAUCUAGUAUCCCUCACUGGAGACAACUUAACUGACUCAAACACUAAUAAUCAUCUUCAAGACAGAAUACAGCUAUUUUAUUCCAAUAAAAGUAUUUUUCAGAGUGACUCAAAAGGCAACCUGAAACAAAAUCAGUGAAAAUGUUCUAGGAAGAAUUAUAGGCAUAGUAAAAAUUCUAGCACACAAGGUGACUCUGAAGAACUCAGUUUGAAGACAGAAAAUUUUAUCUCAGUUUUCAUCCACACUGAGACUUCAGAGCAAGAAGAAACCAACACUUUCUGUGAAACAGGUCCAAGUCACAGCUAUAAACAGCUGCAAGAGAAUGUGCUGGCAUGAAGGUCUAAAGCCAUGAAAAUGCUCCCAAAAUAGACAAAACCAUGCUAGCUAAUUCUGACUCAAAUACACAGCUGGCAGAAAAAGAUGGACUCCAAUUCAUUUUGUGACAAAGUUAAUGCAGGUGAUGUUGGUCAAGAACUGCUAAAAACUGUAUCACCACUGGGUUCUAAACCACCACCACAGUUUGAAAAAGACACAAAAAUUGUAUCUGAUCGAUUACAAAUCACAAGCUGCAGAAGAGACAGUCAGCUCAGAGACACUGCAAUGCAACAAGUCACCUUGUGAACAACUGGCAAAGACUGCAUUAGCUGCAGGUUGAAGAGACAAUAUUACUAUUUUGAUCAUACUUCUAAAUGGAUGUGUUAAGAUACCCCAUUACCUCAACAUUUAAAGAUUUAUCACAGGAUAACUGGAGUGCCACAAUAUAUAUAGGACAAGCUUAUAUUUAGCUGUGCCAUGAAUUUAUUGUAAGCAUCUUAAAUGCUGACCCAUACAGUGAAUCAGACAUCUUGUCUGGAACUGUACAAAUGCAGUAAAACCUCCUGAAACUUUCAAUAAGAACCAGUAAUCAAAUUUUUUUUAAACCACUUUAUUCAAACCUGAGCACCUCAAUAUAAAACUAAACACUGGUGAACUGUCAUUUUUCUUGCUAAACCCAGAUUACUGCAAAUUUAAAAUCUGCACAAGUAAGUUUCUAUCAGUUCAACAUUUAAAUAGACUAAUUCAUCUCUUCUGACACACUUUGUAGAUUUCAUAUAAUGAAAAUAACUAAAAGAAUUAGUGCAAUAUACUGGACUGAUCAAAAUAAAAUGUACUUUGGAAAACAAAGUUGCGAAGUUCAUUACUGACAGACAGCAGUACUUAUGUUACAGAUAUAGGAGCAUCAUUUAUUACUGUUCUAGCCAUAAAGGAAGAACUCAGAACCCCCUUUGAUUAGAGAGGAAAAAAGUUAGCUUUAAGUAACUGUACAUUCUGUAUACCUUUAAGCAACUCUUAAAUAUUACAGAAAGUAUUAAACAAAUGUAGACUACAAUGCAGAGUACCUAUUUACAGUACAUUAAUAUCCAAAUUUAAAAUCAAGUUGGAUGUACAUAAUCGUUAGUGCACUAUAUUUUUUUUCCUUAGGGGAAAAACAAACUGUAAUGGCCAGCAAUGAUCAGAAACAAGAAAGAAGU